UAAAAUUGCAAUCAAUUAGCGUAUCAAUUAUAUAGUAAUAUUAAUAUUAUAAGUAUUCAAUUAUAGUAAUAUAUAAUCUCCAGUAUAUUAUAAUUAGCCUUGUUAUAACAAAUACGGAGCUAAUAGAUCUCGGCCUCUAAAGUUAUUGGACUUCAAGGGCGGUCAGCGUUCAUUAAUAUCAAUACAAAUAAUAUUGUCAAGAUCAAACUAGUAAAUAAAACGUGACCGAAGAAAUACAGUCAACUCAGAAAAGAAGCUAUUCAAGACCAGUCAAGUUCGAAUAAGUAACAAGAAAAUACGAACAAAAUAUGCAUGAAAAAUAGCAAUUAAUGAUGAACUAACAUGAAAAAUAGCAACAGAUGAUGAACUAGCAUGAAAAAAUAGCAACAGAUGAUAAACUGGCAUGAAAAAGCAACAGAUGAUGAACUAACAUGAAAAAAUAGUAUCAGAUGAUGAACUAGCAUGAAAAAUAGCAACAGAUAGUAAGAUAGAAGAGAAAAUAAGAAGAUAAAAAAGGAGUCCAGCACCAAAAUGCGCAUCCGUUGGAAGUUGCCUCGAAUUCGGCCGGUAUCACUGAUACUGAUCCUGGUGGGGGCCACGGUCCUGUGGUUCCUUGUUCUCUCCCGGCCCCGGCGCGGUCUUGGGGACCAGCUGGACCCGCUCAAAUACGAGCACCUGAAGCGGGACUACUUUGAUGUCCCGGACUCUGUAGAAUAC
Molecule: messenger RNA, 717 nt
Organism: Hyalella azteca
Lineage: Eukaryota; Metazoa; Arthropoda; Malacostraca; Amphipoda; Hyalellidae
Source: RefSeq, a predicted model, not a curated record